This is a messenger RNA of Rosa rugosa (rugosa rose), 2248 nucleotides long. RefSeq names its product UV-stimulated scaffold protein A homolog. The transcript has 2 exons. Lineage: Eukaryota; Viridiplantae; Streptophyta; Magnoliopsida; Rosales; Rosaceae. The record is from RefSeq and is a predicted model, not a curated record. Gene Ontology annotation, biological process: response to UV; transcription-coupled nucleotide-excision repair. The coding region runs from base 79 to 2049 and encodes 656 amino acids. Gene Ontology annotation, molecular function: RNA polymerase II complex binding. Gene Ontology annotation, cellular component: chromosome.
GAUCCACAUAACCCCACACUAUAAAUUUCUGCCCCCAAUUUUGAAAACUCAAAAAAUCGCCGAUUCUUUAAUCUCAAAAUGGAGGAAGAAGAAGAGGGAGGAAGAGGAGGAGGGAAGGUUAGGGUUUUGAUCGAGAAGGCGACGGAGUCAAUCGAACCAGAGGUCGACCCCCGCCUCCUCAAGGCCAUCAAGGCCGUCGUCCGCCGCUCCGAUUCCGAGCUCCGACUCGCCGCCCAUCUUCUCAUGGACCUCAUGAAGCGCGACCACUCUCAGGUGAGGUAUUUAACGCUGCUGAUAAUUGAUGAGCUUUUUAUGCGGUCGAAGCUGUUUAGAGGCCUUGUGGUUGAGAAUAUGGAUCAGUUGUUGACGUUAAGCGUCGGGUUUAGAAGGAAUUUGCCACUGCCAGCUCCGGCAAAUGUUGCGGCUACCCUGCGUUUGAAGGCGAUUGAGUUUUUGGAGAAGUGGAAUGCUUCGUAUGGUGUUCAUUAUAGGCAGAUUAGGUUAGGGUUUGAGUACCUUAAGAACACGCUUAAGUUUCAGUUCCCGAAUCUACAGGCAAAUGCGGCGCGGGUUCAGCAGGAGAGGAGGGAGAGGGAGAGGAAGUCGAAGGAGAUUUUGCUGAAGAAGUUUCAGAGUUUGGAGAGGAGUUUUGGAUCGAUAAAGGAAGAGAUACAGUCGACGGUUGAUGAGAUUGGGGAGUGUUUAGAAAUUGCACGUGCUAAAGAGGAACAUUCAAAGUUUAUUCCUUUAGAUGAUGAAGAUUUUGAAGAGAUUCAUUCUUAUGAGUUACGGCAGUUGCGUUUGCAAACGUUGGAAGAAGAAGAUAAAAUUCAUGAGAAUACUGAAAACAAAGUGGUUUUUGAUGCACUCAGGGAGCUUUACAAGCUUUUGUUAACAAAGCAUUUGGUUGCGGUCCAAGAAUGGAUAACUGUUCUUGUAAGGGUUGAACUGAAUGAUAACAGGUCCAGAGAUUCCUAUUUGAAGGAGUUCAUUGAUAUCCGGAAUCAUAUUCAGUCAGUCAAGAAGAAGUGUGAAGAAUCAGGUUGCACUCUUCUAAACGCUACAAAUCCUGAUGAAGAAGAUUUUUGGGAGGAAGGCAAUAUCGGAUCAGUUGAGACUGGGAGUUCUAGUCGUCCCAGUAACAACAUUGAAGAUCUUGCUGGGACAUCCACAUGCACAUCUACAUCUACAUCCAAUGAGGUAAAAGAGAGAAUUUCUAAAGCACAUGGUAAUGUGACAAACAGCAAAAAAACUCGCAGUCGUGAAGGUGGUGUAGCCAAGUUAGAUCCUCUGAAGAGUAAGCUUUUGGCUGAAGCUCCAGAGGUGAACUGGGGCUCUUAUUUGGAUAACUGGGGUUCAAAGAGAGAUGUAUUGGCUAACCACCGGGGUUUGGAGCUUGAAAGUCAUUGGGGCAGAGUAGAUCAGGAUGCAGUUAUCCCAGCAGAUAAGAUUGCAGAGUUAAAUCUUCAGGCUACUGUAUACAAAGAAAAGCAAGUUGAUAUUCCACCAUGCCGAGCUCCAUUAAGUAAUGGAAAACUUUGUCAGAGAAAAGACUUGAGAGUUUGUCCAUUUCAUGGACCUAUUAUUCCCAGAGAUGAUGAGGGGAAGCCUCUGAAUCAGAACCCUUCUAUAGAUGAGACAACUCUGGAUACAGGGGCCACAGGGGACAAUCUAGUAGAGCAGUUGGCGAAACAAGCCGUGAAGAAUGUUCGUGAGAAAGAUAAAGAGUUAACAAGGAAGAGAGAAAUUGAUAAACAGGCACUGAAGCGUGCAAAGCUUGCGAAAGUACGAGAACACAAUGAUUUGGUUUUACGUGAUGCUGCUAUGGCUUCGACUUCUAGAUCUGCAGCUAUCGGAGAAGAUUUGGAGGCAAACCCAUCAUCCAGAAACAAAAAGAAAACCCUUGCAGCCAUGCUGAAGAAGAAAGAAACACCAAAAGAUAGAUUAGCUCAGAGGCUUUUAAACACACGAGCGAGUGCUGCCACUGUAAGACAGCUUACCUUGGGGGCGGAUACUAAUUACAGAGAAGCCUUCCCGAAUCAGUGGUGACUUCUCUUACUUGAGGUCACCCUUGUGUCUUUACUGAUCGUUUGUUUUACUUGUAAAUUGUCUUUGUUUAGUUUUUAGCAACUACGGAGACGUCUUUUUGCAGAUUCUGUAAUAUAUGUUACUUUUGUGAUUCGAAUUCUUUAGGAAAUUAUGCAAAUAAGGGAAGUUGAUGAAUAAAAGUUGGAGUUUAGAUAGCUGA